Molecule: messenger RNA, 1641 nt
Organism: Musca vetustissima
Lineage: Eukaryota; Metazoa; Arthropoda; Insecta; Diptera; Muscidae
Product: probable peptidoglycan muropeptide transporter SLC46
Exons: 5
Coding region: 1-1641 (546 amino acids)
Biological process (GO): transmembrane transport
Cellular component (GO): membrane
Molecular function (GO): transmembrane transporter activity
Source: RefSeq, a predicted model, not a curated record
AUGGAUCCACUUUUAAAACAAGAGGAUAAAUUAACUGAACAACCAACUUCAACAAGAUACAUCAUGGAUGGAAACAAUCCAAAUCACCACGACACAAAAUCGUCAUCACCUCUGCCAUCUACCUCAAAAGACAGCAAAUGUGUACGCUUUAGAAAAGCCAUAUUCUCACCAUGGUACAAAGAAAUCUCAGUGGAACCCACAAUGUUCCUGUAUAUGUUCGCUUUUAUGAUUACCUCAGUCGUGGAGCAGGACUUCUUCCUGCAAAAAGCCUGUCGGGUCAAUAACAAUUUCACCGAUGAAAUCUGCGAACACAUCAAGGACAGUGAAAAUGCCGAAUACAAGAAACAAGUUCAAAUUACCACAGCCUGGUUCCUGCAAUGGGAAUCGAUAUCGGCACAUGUCUUCCCAAUUAUAUUGGCCCUGUUUUUGGGUUCAUUUUCGGAUCGUCGCGGACGGAAAUUCCCCUUAUUGAUGGGUUUGUGUGGAAAAUUCAUUUACUCUGUAAUGAUUGUGGUUAAUGCACGAAUGAAAUCGUGGCCCGUCGAAUAUAUCCUCUACACGGCCACAUUGCCCAGCGCUUUGACGGGAGCAGAUGUUGCAAUAUUUGCCUCAUGUUUUGCAUAUAUUUCGGAUAUAUCGACACUGAAAAAUCGAACAUUGAGAGUUACAAUUUUGGAUGUGGUCUAUUUGAGUGCUAUGCCCACCGGUGUGGCCUUGGGUUCAUAUCUGUUCUAUAAUCAUUUUAAUCGUUCCUAUGCCAAUAUGUUUACACUGAACGCUUCACUGUUGGCGUUGUCCAUAAUUUAUACAAUUAUUAAUCUAAAGUGGCAAACAACAGAAAAACAACGUUCCCUUCGAGAAUUGGGUUGGUGUGGCUUUUUCGGUGAUUUCUUCGAUAAACAACAUGUUGUCGAUUCCAUUGCUGUUCUAACCAAGAAACGACCCGGAAAUCGUAGAAGCUUUUUGAUAAUCCUACUCAUUACCAUGGCCCUGUAUACGUUCCAGAGAGAUGAGGGACAAUAUCUUUACAUUUAUACUGCAUUUAAGUUCCAAUGGGGUGUCGAUGUCUAUAGUACAUUUAAAACGGUUAAGUCGUCCGCCUAUGUGCUGGCUAUGUUGGUUGGCGUGCCGUUAAUGAAUAAAGUAUUUGGCUGGAAAGAUACCAUUAUUAUUUUCAUUGGCGCUUGGGCCCAUGCCAUUGCUCGUUUGUUCUUUUAUUUUGCCGAAACGGGCCUAAUCUUCUAUGUGGGAGCUAUUGUUUGCAGUUUGGGUCCCAUUGUUGGGCCCAUGAUUCGUGCAAUGACCUCGAAAAUUGUACCCAUUUCGGAGAGGGGUAAAGUGUUUGCUUUACUUUCGGUAUGCGAUAAUGCUGUACCAUUUAUAAGCGGUGUUUGCUAUUCGCAAGUGUAUAAGGCCACUCUGAACGAUGAAGGCAAAGGUGGUGAUGGCAUAUUUUUAUUGACCAUUGCCACCCAAAUGGGCGUGUUUAUUCUAGUACUAUCUAUACACAUUAUAUUGGGCGAUAGGCUAUUGGAAGUGCCGGAAAUUAGUGAAAGCGAGAAAACUAUUGUUAGAGAUGCAGCUGUCGUACGACACACAGAUGAACAUAACAAUCAAAUAGAUAAUGUUAAGCAGAACUAA